GAGUAGAGAGAGAGAGGAUUUAAUCUUUCAUGGUAAUGAUCGAGAGGAAACCAUCUUUGGUUCACAGAUACAACUGUGCUUUUAAGUCUUGUCGGACUCUUGCAAUAUUGUGUUGUGAUGAUUGUAUUGCUUGCGGAUCGUGCGGUAUGAUGGCACGACCGUAAAGACCGAACAGAAAAAGGCCCGUUGCCUUUUUCGAAACAAAAGUCAAUGUCAUAUCGUCGUAUUAUUCUAUUAUUUUGAUUUUCUAAAACCUAUCUUGAUCACUGUAACACCAGCCUCUCGAUGUCUUCCCAGGUUGGUGUCUGUGGAGCCCUAUCCGGCUCUAGAGCGGAGUGUUUUGUCACUCUUGAGAUCAAAACUGAGCAUGAGACCGAUGUUGCCAACACAGACAUCAAAGUUAAGAGUGAGUCAGAUGUUGCCAACACAGACAUCAAGACUGAGCCAGAGUUUGUUGUUACUAACGUCAAAAUCAAAAUUGAGCUGGAGCCCCAUGCUCCCAAUGCUGAUUAUGACAUCAAAAUAGAUUCAGUAUCAUAUGUCGGAAAUUCUGACAUUAAAAUUGAGGAUACAAACAGUCCUCGGCAGGCUUUACAAGCGGAAUAUUUCAAUGUCCAUGACGUGCAACUUGAUGUAGAUGAAGAUAACCUGUUACACGUAUCACAACAUGACACAGAGGUUCACUCAACAGAGAGGGGAUUGCCUGCAGUUGAUGCGACUCCCGCUCAAUCAUCAGGAGCUGACAGGAAACACGCGGAAGGAAGUGCAUCCGACAACAAACAGCGCGAGUCUCGACGAGGGUCGACUACCGCCCGUGAGCAGUGUAACGUUUGUCAGCGACAAUUCAAAUACAAACGUGAUUUGUUAAUACACUUGAGAACUCACACUGGCGAGAAACCAUACGAAUGUAAUGUUUGUAAGAAACGUUUUGGUGACAAAAGCAAUUUGCGAAACCAUUUAAAAACUCACACCGGUGAGAAACCACACGAGUGUACGAUUUGUCAAAAAAGUUUUAGUCGUAAGGACUAUUUACAGUUGCAUUUAAAUAUUCACACUGGCGACAGGCCAUUUAAAUGUAGAAUAUGUGAAAAAACUUUUAAUCGCAACGAUAGUUUACAAAUACAUUUAAACACUCACACCGGCGAGAAACCACACGAAUGCAGUGUUUGCCAGAAGUUUUUUAACAGCAAGGGUAGUUUACGACAACAUUUAAAAACUCACACCGGCGAGAAACCGCAUAAUUGUAAUAUUUGCGAUAAAAGAUUUUAUCGUAACAGCCAUUUGCGAAGACAUUUACAAAGUCACACCGGGGAAAAACCAUACGAAUGUAAUAUUUGUGGCAAACGCUUCGCUAACCGCAGCAAUUUAAGACUACAUUUAAAUACUCACACUGGUGAAAAAUCACAACAGUGUAAUGUUUGCAAGAAAACAUUUAGCCAAAGCAGUUAUUUGCGAAUACAUUUACAAACACACACUGGUGAAAAAUCACAUGAAUGUAAUGUUUGCAAUAAACUUUUUAGACACAAGAGUAACUUGCGAACACAUUUAAAAACUCACUCCGGUGAGAAACCAUAUGAAUGUGGUAUUUGUAAAAAGAGUUUUAGCCAAAGCUGUAAUUUGCGCCAACAUCUGAAUACUCACAGUGGUGAGAAACCAUACGAGUGUUGUAUUUGUCAAAAAAGAUUUGGCCAAAGCAGUCACAUGCGGCUUCAUUUGAACACUCACACUGGUGAGAAACCGCAUAAAUGUGAUAUUUGCCAAAUGAGUUUCAGUCAGAGCAGUCAUUUACGAACACAUUUAAAAAUACAUACUGGCGUUAAACUCUACAAAUGUGACGUGUGUGAGCGUCAGUAUACAAGGAAGAAUUCUUUAUCAAUUCACGUGGAAAGAUCGCACUGACGAAGUAUAUACUCAUAGUUUCAUUUAUGAUCAAUGCAAACUAAAUAGAUUGAACUAAUACAGUUUGAAUUAUUCUAUACGCCUCUAAUAUUACGGAUUUUAUUU
This is a messenger RNA of Plodia interpunctella (Indianmeal moth), 2004 nucleotides long. RefSeq names its product zinc finger protein 436-like. Lineage: Eukaryota; Metazoa; Arthropoda; Insecta; Lepidoptera; Pyralidae. Gene Ontology annotation, biological process: regulation of gene expression. Gene Ontology annotation, cellular component: nucleus. Bases 286 to 1899 code for a protein of 537 amino acids. The transcript has 4 exons. The record is from RefSeq and is a predicted model, not a curated record.